AUGCCCGCAGAGAAAGAAGGCGAGUGUGGAGGUCUGCAGUGGUCCGUGGCCGACGCGGGGGUGCGGGUUCUGCAGCCGUGCAUUGGAAACCUGAGCUACAACAAGUUGACAGAGAUUGAUCCUUCUGCCUUUGCAGAGCUGUUGAACCUGCAGGAAGUGAGACUGGACAACAACGAGCUGAGUGCCAUUCCCUCCCUGGGACCUGCUGCUGCCAGCGUGCGCUCCCUGCACCUGCAUCACAACAGGAUCCGCAGCAUUGAAGGCAGUCGGCUGCAGCCCUACGUUACCCUGGAAACCCUGGACCUGAGCUUCAAUGACAUCACGGAAAUCCGAAACGGCUGCUUUCCACAGGGACUUCACAUAAAGGAGCUCUACCUGGGGAGCAACAGAAUCAGCACCCUGGAGCCUGGAGCCUUUGAUAGCCUGUCACGGUCCCUGCUGACACUUCGUCUGAGCAAAAACAGGAUCACUCAGCUUCCUGUCAAGGCAUUCAGGCUGCCCAGGCUGAUACAGCUGGAGCUGAACCGAAAUCGCAUCCGCCUGAUCGAAGGGCUGACGUUCCAGGGCCUGGACAGCUUGGAAGUGCUGAAACUGCAGCGCAACAACAUCAGCAAACUGACUGAUGGGGCCUUCUGGGGUCUGGCCAAAAUGCAAGUUCUCCACCUGGAAUAUAACAGCCUGACAGAAGUGAACAGUGGCUCUCUCUAUGGCCUUUCCUCCCUGCACCAGCUUCACCUCAGCAACAAUUCCAUAUCCCGCAUCAACCCCGAUGGCUGGAGCUUCUGCCAGAAGCUGCAUGAGCUGAUCCUCUCCUACAACAACCUGAGCAGGCUGGACGAGGGAAGCCUGGCAGACCUCGGGGGCCUGCACGUGCUGCGGCUGAGCCACAAUUCCAUCAAUCACAUUGCAGAAGGGGCUUUCAGGGGACUCAAAAACCUCCGUGUCCUGGAACUGGACCACAACGAGAUCUCAGGCACAAUAGAAGAUACCAAUGGAGCCUUUACAGGCCUGGAAAACCUGAGCAAGCUAACUCUGUUUGGAAACAAGAUCAAGUCGGUGGCCAAGAAAGCUUUCUCAGGGUUGGAGGCUCUGGAGCACCUGAACCUCGGGGACAACGCCAUCCGCUCCAUCCAAGGGGACGCCUUUGGCAGGAUGAGGAGCCUGCGGCAGCUCCACAUCAACAGUGACAGCUUCCUCUGUGACUGCCAGCUGAAGUGGCUGCCCCAGUGGUUAGUGGAGAAGGAGCUGCAGUCCUUUGUGGUGGCCACCUGUGCCCAUCCUGAGUCACUGAAAAGCAAGAGCAUUUUUGCCAUCCAGCCAGAGAGUUUUGUGUGUGACGAUUUCCCCAAGCCUCAGAUCAUCAUCCAGCCCGAGACGACGGUGGCCGUGCUUGGCAAGGACAUCCGCUUCACCUGCCUGGCCGCCAGCAGCAGCAGCUCCCCCAUGGUGUUCGCCUGGAAGAAGGACAACGAGAUGCUGCACAACGCCGAGAUCGAGAACUUCGCGCACGUGCGCGCCAAGGACGGGGAGGUGAUGGAGUGCACCACCAUCCUGCACCUGCGGCACGUCACCUUCGCGCACGAGGGCCGCUACCAGUGCGUCAUCACCAACCACUUCGGCUCCACCUACUCCAACAAGGCCCGCCUCACCGUCAAUGUGCUGCCGUCGUUUAUCAAGACGCCGCACGACAUCACGAGCCGGACGGGGACGACGGCGCGGCUGGAGUGCGCGGCCGAGGGGCACCCGCCGCCGCAGAUCGCCUGGCAGAAGGACGGCGGCACCGACUUCCCCGCCGCCCGCGAGCGCCGCAUGCACGUCAUGCCCGACGACGACGUCUUCUUCAUCACCGACGUCAAGGUGGAGGACAUGGGCGUCUACAGCUGCACGGCCCAGAACUCUGCCGGCUCCGUGCUGGCCAACGCCACCCUCACCGUGCUGGAGACGCCGUCCUUGCUCCAUCCCCUGGAAGACCACGUGGUGUCGGUGGGCGAGACCGUGGCGCUGCAGUGCAAGGCCACGGGCAGCCCCCCGCCCCGCAUCACCUGGCUGAAGGGCGACCAGCCCCUGGUGCUGACGGAGAGGCACCACCUGGCCUCGGGCAAGCAGCUGCUGGUGGUGCGCGGCGCGGUGCCGGAGGACGCGGGCCGCUACACGUGCGAGAUGUCCAACACGCUGGGCACGGAGCGCGCGCACAGCCACGUCAGCGUGCUGCCCGCGCUGGGCUGCCGCAGGGACCGCACCACGCUGGGCAUCAUCACCAUCGCCGUGGUCUGCAGCAUCGUGCUCACCUCCCUCGUCUGGGUCUGCAUCAUCUACCAGACCAGGAAGAAGAGCGAGGAGUACAGCGUCACCAACACAGAUGAGACUAUUGUGCCUCCUGAUGUGCCAAGCUACUUGUCCUCCCAAGGGACUCUGUCGGAGCGCCAGGAAGUGGCCAUUGGAGUGGACAGCCAGCAGCCCAAUGGGCACAUUGACAGCAACGGGAUGUGUCAGGCUGAUGCUGGAAGGUGUCCAGAUGUUGAAGCUCCUGCUGUAGGUUGUAGACAGCCCAAGCUGUGUAUCAGCUAUAAUAAAGACACUUGGAAAACUGAGGACAUGGCCGAUGGAAUGCUUGUUCCAGAUAAGACAGGCUUCGGGCUGCCCGUGGUGUGCAGGGAGUGCAGCGGCAGCACGGACAGCGUGAGCGCGCACACGCACCCCAGGGACUCGGAGAGCCUCAGGGCUGUGGAGAGCGCCCAGCCCAGUGCACUGAGCAGCAAGGAGCACCCCAGGAAGAGGGCUGCAGGCACCACCAGCCUUCUCCAUGCUCAGCCCUGCAAUGGGAUUGCCAGUGGCAAGAGGCUGGAGACAGACGGGACCCUCUACCCCAGCAACCACGACAGGAUAAGGGCGGAGGGCGCGGGCGGCUCUUCACAAGCAGCAGCAAAGCCUUCAGAGCUCAACAACCUUAAUUUGGUGAGAGCUUCACCCGCAGGAGGGUCACUAAAGCAACUGAACGUGCUUCCCGAAAUAUGCCCAGCACUACUGGAUCUGCAGAGGGAGGCAGAGGUGGAGCAGGCUCUCCUGCCCAGCAGCAGCACAGCCCAGCCCCACGACUCCACCCACGAGCCCAAGCUGCCCAGCAGGUCCCUGGACUGAGAGCACAGACUGACUGCCACGUGCAAAUUAACAAACACACUAU
This is a messenger RNA of Ficedula albicollis (Collared flycatcher), 3181 nucleotides long. It is a transcript of the gene LRIG1, whose product is annotated as leucine-rich repeats and immunoglobulin like domains 1. The transcript has 20 exons. Bases 1 to 3138 code for a protein of 1045 amino acids. NCBI's taxonomy places the organism in Eukaryota, Metazoa, Chordata, Aves, Passeriformes, Muscicapidae. The record is from RefSeq and is a predicted model, not a curated record. Gene Ontology annotation, molecular function: protein binding.